ACCCGGUUUAGUCUACCGCUGGAUCAUCCAGAACUUCCGCGAUGCUGCUCCUGCCAGCGCUCAGUCCCAGCGUGCUGCUGUGGUCGUUGGCCGCCGCCCUGCUGUUGUAUCGGUUCUACCGGUUCCUGUACGACCGGCCAAACUUCCCGAAAGGACCUCCCCGGUUACCCCUGGUCGGCGGAUACGGCAUCAUGCUGAUGCUCAACUACCGCCACAUGCACAAAGCGGUGGACAGUUUGUGCCGGUACUACGGAACGAAAAUUCUCGGCAUCUACCUCGGAAGCUUCCUGGCGGUGGUCGUCCAUGACUACGACAUUGUGCGCGAGGUGAUGAACCGGCCGGAGUUUGACGGUCGCUCGGACAUGUUCCUGAACCGGUUGCGCGAGCGGAACUUCCUCCGGCGGGGCAUCUUCUUUACCGACGGGGCCAAGUGGAAGGAGCAGCGUCGGUUCGUGCUGAGACACCUCCGCGAUUACGGCUUCGGACGGCGCUUCCAGGAACUGGAGGAGGUCGCACGGGAUGAAAUCCGAACCCUGCUGGAAACGAUCCAGUACGGGGCCAAGUGGGAGCACGAGAAAACGUUUGCCGUGGAGGGCGGAGGGUACGCGUUGUGCGCGGAAGCAUUCUUCGGAUGUUUGGCAAAUCUGUACCUGCAGGUUAUUUGCGGCGAGAGAUUCCCGCGGCAGGAGAUGGGCGUGCUGUUUGAAACCGCUUAUUAUGCGCAGCACUUCCAGCAGAAGGGAGACGAUUUCGGAACCAUUCUCAGCUACGUGACCUGGUUGAAGGACUACUUCCCAGAGGCAACAAACUACCGCGUGCUGCGCGAGGCCAAUGCCAAAAUGAACGACCUGGUCGAGUCCAUCAUAGAGCGGUACCAGAAAUCGUACGAGGAAGGCCACAUCCGGUGCUUCCUAGAUCAGUACAUCCGGGAGAUGAAAAAGUGCGCUCCGCUCGAGGGACAGUCGUUUACUUUUCAAUAUGAUCAACUGGUUAUGAUCCUGGCGGACUUUCUUCUACCCACGUUUACCGGAACGGCCUACCAGCUGUCGAUGCUGCUCGAGCGAAUGAUCCUCAAUCCGCACGUGGCAGCCAAGGUGAAGCAGGAAAUCGACAACGUUUGUGGCCGUGGCCGUCUUCCAACGCUGGAUGACCGCUGCCAGAUGCCCUACACCGAGGCGACUCUGCGAGAAGAGCUGCGCAUCGACACGCUAGUUCCUUCGGGAGUGGCCCACGUGGCCCUCGAGAACACCACCCUGCGGGGAUACAACAUUCCCAAGGACACGGUGCUCAUGAUUGCCCUCGAUGCCAUUCACCAUCAAGAGGACGUAUGGGGAGAUCCGAACAACUUCCGGCCAGAACGAUUCUUGGAUGUCGGAGGACUCUCGCUGGCCAAGGACCGUUCGAUACCGUUCGGAGCCGGGAAGCGAUUAUGCGCUGGAGAAACCUUUGCACGGAAUUCAAUGUUUCUGAUGUUUUCCGCUCUGAUGCAGAACUUUGACAUCAAGGUACGGCCCGGAGAUCCACUGCCGGAUGUUACCAAGCGGUUGACCGGAGUGGUCAUCUCGUCGGAACCGAUUUGGCUCAAGUUCGAGCCGAGAUAGGCCAAACUUCGAAUGUAAAAAGUACAAAGAGUUGUCUUACCUUGUAGUCAGCAAAAUGUUGCUUCUGGAGCUAGAAUCACGAUAUUUCACUAAUAAAGUGUAUUAUUAAAAAACUUUUAA
Molecule: messenger RNA, 1721 nt
Organism: Culex quinquefasciatus (southern house mosquito)
Lineage: Eukaryota; Metazoa; Arthropoda; Insecta; Diptera; Culicidae
Product: probable cytochrome P450 304a1
Molecular function (GO): iron ion binding; oxidoreductase activity, acting on paired donors, with incorporation or reduction of molecular oxygen; heme binding
Source: RefSeq, a predicted model, not a curated record